UGAUUUGAUUGAUAAGAGGGAAGACGCCCAUUAGUGACACUAUAAAAAAUGUUGUAGGAAGAGAGUAGGUCCCUACACUAGUUCCUUUUAAGGCAUCUGGGUAGGUUACCUGAGAUUUGUUCGGAUGAAAGUUGAGUGAUUAAGGUAUUUGAGUGAGUAUUGAAAGUUAUGUGUUUUUUUUUAAGUAAACGUAGCAAGAUUGUUGUUUGAAGUUGAAAUGCAAAUGUCUUUAUGUAGUGUGUCAUUAAAGAUGUACCAGGGAGCACCUGAUAUUAAACGUAGGCAAAUAGACUGAAUUGCCUGUAUUGUUCUAAUGUUGAAUGGUUUGGCUGAGCCUCAAGUUGAAUACCAUAGUACCAGAUGAGUCUUAGAAGAGCCAUGUAGAUUGUUCGUUAGAUUUUGAGUGAAAGCUUCUAGCGAAGUAGAGGUCUUAGAAGGUAAAGUCUCGAAUUAAAGAUUUUAUGUUUGUUUAAUAAGUGUGAACCCCAAGUGAGGCAUUUAUCAAUCGUUAGCCCUAGGUAUUUAAUUUGAGUAGAAAAUGGAAUUUGUGCAUUAUCGAUAAACGUUGGAGGACAUUCUAAGGGAGUGUUAGAUUAAUUUGAGCGGAUUCAGUUGGGUUAAAAUUUGAUUUUUUAAUUGAGAACCAGGUGUUUAGCACAGAAAGGUGGUUUUGAAUUUUUAGAAUUGCUUGGAUCAUUGUCGAUCGCAAGAAUAUCAGUGUCAUCCGCAAAUGUACCUUUAUAUACAUAAAAGCAGUGGUAUAACUAAAAAAUAUUUUUGGGGUAUAUAUAAUAUAUAUAAUUAUUAUCUAUAAACCUUGGUAGAUAUUUUGGGACCAGGAGUCCACUCAACUACCCAAAACCAAAAAUCAGAGGUAGCUUACUGCUACCCUUGAACUCCCCAGUGCGCCACUGGAUAACACCGAAAGCAAUUAUCAACAUUCGUUCACAUGUGCUUUGGUUACCUUGGUCCCGUGAUGUGGAAUUACAAUCAGGAAUAUAUGGAUUCCAUACAAAUGCUAAAUAAUAAAUUAUUGUAAUAAAUAUGAUACUUGUUGGCAUUAGUUGUCACUACUCAGAUAUCUUUUCCGUACUUCUAAUCAUUUUUCGUAAUAAUGCUUAUCACCAUUGUUGUUAUCGAAAUUAGCGGUGAACAUUUACUGUUGAAUUUUAUUUUGAAUAUGUUAUAGGCAAUAUCUAUAAUAUUCUCAAUUGUAAGAUUUUAUUACGACAGAGUACGAACAGAAAUUUAUUUUAAAUCAUAAAUAAUUUUCCCACCAUGUAUUCACAAUAUUAUGAGCAAUUCAAAGAACCGGUUGUCAUGAAAGCUGAAAUUAUGUAUACUCUACAAGAAUGCAGGGACAGAUGUUUACAUUAUGGUACUAAAUUUUUAUCAGAGUUAUUGGUAACACUUAAAGAUAUACCUCCAUUUUUCGAUUAUAAAAAUGAAAAUAGUAAUUAUUUACGUUUUGAAUUAGAACCAGCAUUCUCCAAUUUAGAAGACUAUCUUGUGUAUUCCAAAGCACGUGCCUAUUUUGAUUUGGAAGAUUAUCCAGGUUGCGCACAUGUGGCAAAAUAUACAAAUAAUAGUAAAUCUAUGUUUUUACAUUACAUGGCUAGAUACUUAAGUAUGCAUAAUGAAUCUAUAUAUGAGCGUGUUAACAUAUUUGAUUCAUAUAAACCAUUGAAUAUGCGUAAAUUUAUGGAAUUGUUGGAUGAACUUCUAAUACUCAAUGUAUAUGGAACUGAAGAUGACUCUGAUGAAGAAUCUGAAGGCGAACCUCCAAUUCAAGAGAUGCUUGAAUUAGAAACUAACAAUCAAAAUAAUUAUAUACAGCUAGAGGAUGAUUCUACACCCAAAGGCAGAAGAUGUAGUAGACGACCUCGUAAUCAAAGAAUUGAAAGACCAAGUACAACUGCUGGGAAAAAAAAUGUUAAGAAUACUAAACGCAACAAUGCAACUAAAAAAGCUAAAAUUAGUUCAUCAGCUUCUCAAUCUGAACCAAAUACAUCUACUACCGAGUUUCGAAUUAAACGAGAAGAUCCAUAUUUGUUAUGGCUAACUGCAGUUAUGUUGAAAAGAAUUGAUAGAUGUGACGAAGCUGUAGAAUUACUAAUUAGAGCAAUACGUUUACAACCAUGUCACUGGGGUGCUUGGAUUGAACUUUCAACACUAAUUAAAGAUGUAAAAAUGCUUGAUGAAUUAAAUUCACGGCUCUUAGAAAACAAUGAACAUCAUUGGAUGCACUUACUUUUUAUUGCACAUGUAUUAAUUGAUUUUCAAAUAAUUGAACGAGGUGUGGAUAUAUACCAUGACAUUUUGAACAAAGGUCAUAUAGCUUUUAAAAGUUGGCCAUAUUUAUAUUCCCAAUUGGCUACUGCUCAUCACAAUAAGCGAGGUAAAAAUGAAAUUAAAAAGUCAGUAGUAUCAUUUACUAAUAUUAUCAAAUUAGAUCCAUACAGGAUAGAUAAUUUUGAUCUGCUAUCAAAUCUUAUGUAUGUUUUUGAUAAUCGUGAAGAACUCAUAGCCCUAUCUAAACAUGUUGCAUCUAUUGAUCGGUACCGUCAAGAAACAUUAUGUGUCCUUGGAAAUAUGUAUAGUUUAAAAUGUGAUCAUGCUAAAUCAGUUUUAUAUUUUAAAAAAGCUGUCAGAAUGAAUCCAUUCAAUGUGACCGCUUGGACUCUACUAGGCCAUGAAUAUAUUGAGAUGAAAAACUCUUUUGCAGCCAUUAUAUCAUAUCGACAAGCAUUAAAAAUAAACAUAAGAGAUUACAGAGCUUGGUAUGGACUAGGGCAAAUUUAUGAAUUAGUAAAGUUGCCAAAUUAUGCAUUAUUUUAUUUUACCCAUGCACGUGAAUUAAGGCCUAGAGAUUUCCGUAUGUUACUUGCAUUAGGAGAAAUGUUUGAACGUACAGAUCGUAUUUAUGAAGCAUUGACUUGUUACUAUAAGGCCUUGCAUUACGAUACUGAUGGAGGAGUAUUAUUAAAGCUUUGGAAAUAUUAUGAAAAAUAUGGCGAUAGCAGUAUUCAGACAACUCGGGAUCACUUCAAUGUAUUGAAUAAAAAAGCUUUAAAAACGGCAUUUAAAAACAAAAGUGACAUGGAGUUGAAUUUGAUAUUAAGCAAAAUUUACUUAUACUUGGGUCAUCAUUAUAUGGAUUUACAUUAUUAUGAUCGAGCCAUUAGUUUAGCAGAAAAAUGUCGUAAUUUGUGUAUUGAAAUGCAGGACUCAACUUGUCAGUGUUUAAUAGUAUUGGAGCACGUGAGUGCCCUAAUAAAUGAAGUUGAAGCCCGAGCAGGAUCUGAUGGCUGCCCAGGAUCAACACCAGGUGCAAUUAAAGCUCGUCGAUUUUUAUUUGCUCUAUAAAAUUGUAAUUUUAAGUUAACUAUCAUAUUGGUUUGUAUAUGUAUGUAUUUAAAUGUAUUUAUGAGUAAAAG
Sipha flava (yellow sugarcane aphid) is the source of this 3437-nucleotide messenger RNA. Its product is annotated as cell division cycle protein 23 homolog. The coding region runs from base 1279 to 3366 and encodes 695 amino acids. The transcript has 9 exons. The record is from RefSeq and is a predicted model, not a curated record. Gene Ontology annotation, cellular component: anaphase-promoting complex. Lineage: Eukaryota; Metazoa; Arthropoda; Insecta; Hemiptera; Aphididae. Gene Ontology annotation, biological process: cell division. Gene Ontology annotation, molecular function: protein binding.